Molecule: messenger RNA, 7120 nt
Organism: Procambarus clarkii (red swamp crayfish)
Lineage: Eukaryota; Metazoa; Arthropoda; Malacostraca; Decapoda; Cambaridae
Gene: TppII
Product: Tripeptidyl-peptidase II
Biological process (GO): proteolysis
Cellular component (GO): cytosol
Molecular function (GO): tripeptidyl-peptidase activity; serine-type endopeptidase activity
Source: RefSeq, a predicted model, not a curated record
AAAGUUACCCCAGUGGCUGGGAAAAUUUAGAACAACAACAAAGAUGGCGUCGACGGCAGACUCGCUCGGGGAGUUUCCUUGCUCAGGUCUCCUGCCAAGAAAAGAAACUGGGGUUGUUAGCUUACUUACGAAGAACCCCACUUUUGAUGGCCGAGGUGUUGUCAUCGCUAUCUUUGAUUCAGGUGUAGAUCCGGGUGCUCCAGGGCUUCAGGUAACAACAGAAGGGAAUGUAAAAGUAAUAGAUAGAAUUGAUGCCUCUGGUGCUGGCGACGUCGACACGUCUACAGUGGUUCAACCAACAGAAGGAAUAAUAACGGGACUUAGUGGACGCAAACUUAAAAUUCCUGAAUCUUGGGUAAAUCCAUCAGGAAAAUAUCACAUCGGAGUAAAGAGUGGAUAUUCACUGUACCCGCAACGAUUACGUGAGAGAGUGUCCAAAGAAAGAAAAGAACAGAAUUGGGACACAAUCCAUAAAGAGUUGUUAGCUGAAGCUCAAAGGAAAGUUCAGUCGUUAGAAAGUAGUAAGAGUAACGGGAGCAGCGGCGGCACAAAUGGCAACGGUGGCAGCAGUAGUCUAUUAGAGAAGCUCACCAAGGAAGAUGCCGAGUCCAGGGUCGCACAGCUCAAUACACUUGAGAAAAAGUACAAUGACUUGGGACCAGCGUACGAUUGUGUCGUUUAUCAUGAUGGAGAGGUGUGGAGGGCUUGUAUUGACACGUCAGAGCGUGGGGACCUGGAAACCGGGAUCCACCUGGGUGAAUAUAGAGUUACUCACCAGUGGGCAUCACUCACCCCUGCAGACCAAUACAAUAUUUCUGUCAAUGUACAUAAUACUGGAAAUAUUCUGGAAAUUGUCGGCAUGUGCUCAAGCCAUGGUACCCACGUAGCAUCCAUCGCUUCAGCCAAUUUUCCUGACAAUCCCGAGAAAAAUGGCGUUGCUCCAGGUGCUCAGAUAGUCUCCAUCACUAUAGGUGACAAUCGUAUUAAUAGCAUGGAGACAGGAACAGCAUUAGCCAGAGCCAUGUUGAGAGUGAUGAAGAAUCCAUUCUAUAAAGUUGACAUUAUAAAUAUGAGUUACGGUGAACAUGCACAUUGGUCUGAUACUGGUCGAUUGGGAGAGCUGGCACAUGAAGUAGUUAAUAAAUAUGGGGUCAUCUGGGUAGCAUCGGCAGGUAACCACGGUCCAGCUUUAGCAACAGUGGGAGUCCCUCCUGACUUUCAAAGUGAUUCUAUAAUCGGUGUUGGUGCCUUUGUGUCACCAGACAUGAUGAUGGCUGAAUACUCGAUGAUAGAGAAGCUUCCUGGUUGUCCAUACACGUGGUCAUCUCGAGGACCCACCGCUGAUGGAGCAAGAGGUGUUACAGUGUGUGCACCUGGUGGCGCUAUUACCUCCGUGCCAACAUUCACACUAAGAAGUAACCAGCUGAUGAAUGGAACUAGCAUGGCAUCUCCACACACGGCUGGUUGUGUUGGCUUGAUUAUAUCUGCACUAAAGCUCAAGUCCAUUCCAUAUUCUCCAUACUCCGUCCGUCGUUCAAUACAAAAUACUGCGCAUAACUUAGAUGUUGACGUCUUUGCCCAAGGUCAUGGACUUAUCCAGGUAGACCGUGCUGUAGACCACUUGCUGGAGCAUUCAAAUGGAGUAGAAGACAAAGUGCGCUUUACAGUAGAAUGUGGCAAUGACAGGAGGAAGGGUAUACACAUACGUAAUUGGAAGGCAGAUAAGCCUAUAGACAUGGCGGUCAUGGUGGAACCUGUUAUGUUGAAUGACAUGCAAGCUGAUCCUAAUGAGAAACUUGCAUUCUGCAUGGAGUUGGUUAUGACCUGUGAUGCUCCCUGGGUCAAGGCACCUUCCUGCUUGCAGAUGUCAUACACAGUUAGAUCGUUCCAGUUGAGCAUAGAUCCACGUGGCCUUGAGAGGGGACGAGUGUAUUUUACUUCAGUGAAAGCCUACAACUCCAGUAACGUAGAAAAAGGUGUCAUGUUCGAGGUUCCCAUUACGAUUGUUGUCCCUACAGUAGACUUCCUUCAUGGCUACCUUUAUAACUGUCCAGCUGAGGUGUUUCGUGCAGGUUUUGUUCGUCGUCACUUUCUGUACGUGCCAAUAGAAUCAACUUGGGCCACUGUGACUCUUAAAGCAUCUCACUCGGACAAGUGCCAACGGUUCACGCUGCACGCUGUACAGCUCAAACCAAAAUGUAGUGUCAAAACGCUAGAGUAUUAUAAGGUUAUUAAUCUAGGAUGCAAUGAAGUUAGUACACAAAUAUUUGGUGUACGAGGUGGCUUCACAAUGGAGCUUUGUCUCGCUCGCUGGUGGUCAAGUCUGGUAGAUGGACAAGUAGAAGUUUCUGUAGAGUUUCACAGUCUCCGCCCAUCACACGAAGAGGUUACAUUAUUCUGUAGUGACGGAGUACAGAGAGUUGAUGUUCGAGCAGGACUGCGACCAGAGGAGAUGUCCCCGCAGGCUACACUUAAGCAUCAUACACAGGUAUUGACACCAGCUGAGAGUAAAGUUGAGGUGCUGGGUGGACCAAGAGACACUAUCCCAGGUUGUCGCCCAAUAUACCAGCUGGUAUUAUCAUACAACCUUUCUGUGUCAAAAUCUGCAGAGGUUUCUCCUAAGUGUGCCCUGCUGAGUGAUGUCUUGUAUGAGUCGGCAUUUGAAUCCCAAUUGUGGAUGCUUUUUGAUCAUAACAAGCAGCUGCUAGGCUCUGGUGAUGCUUAUAGUAAUAAGUAUUCCAUUAAACUAGAAAAAGGCGACUAUUCUAUACGGCUGCACGUUCGGCACGAACGACCAGAUUUGCUAGAAAAGCUGUCCGACCUUCCUCUUACAGUCCUGACUAAGUUGGCUCAAGAGGUAAAAUUAGAUGUAUAUACAUCUUUAAAUGCGGCAAUGACAUCGGGCAAGAAGGCUCAGCCCAUCACACUAAAGAGUGGUACAAGCCAACCCAUCUACCUCACAGCUCCCAGCCUCUCUGAUAAGACUCUGAAGGGCCUUGGGCUAACCCCUGGUCAAGCUUUAUUAGGUAGCCUGUCGUUUGCUAAGGAUGAGCAAGUUCGGAAAGCUGUAAGUAGCCACAAGUUUGGGCCCAUACGUACUAUGCCGGAUCAGUAUUCCCUACGUGUAGUAGUUACGGAACUGCCUUGCAAGAAGCGCAGCACCGGUAGCAGCAACAGUAACUCUGAAGAGAAGAAGGAAGCAAAGACCUUUGUUGACUACCAGGAGGCAUUGAGGGACCUGCAGACUGCAUGGAUAUCUAAACUAGACUGCGAAAGUGGGGAAGAGAUAUAUAAAGAGGUGAUGGCAGCACACCCAGAUCACCUUGCUGCUCAGUUGGCACGCCUGCAGGCGUUAGAUGCUGUCGGGGCUCAGAACAGAGCAGCAGUGAUAGCACAGGCCACACGCAUUAUAUCGGCAGUGGAUACUGCACCUCUUCUAGCUUUCUACGGUACCAAGACCGACACGCGCUCGGAUGCCGCCAAGAUCAAAACACAGAUGGAUAAACAGCGUAAUACCCUGCUUGAAGCUCUUUCCCGCCAGGGAUCAGCUCUCUGUGCUGAUAUUCUCGCUCUACCUGCUGCAGAGCGGACACAGGAAGCCAUUGAACAGGUGGACAGUAUUGCUGUUGACAUAAUGAAAUUUGUGGAACCAUCAGACUCGAAGGUAAAUGGAUUCUUUGCGAGUUAUUACCAAGUUAGAGGAUUUGAUGGAUUGGCAGCACGAAUAAUUUCCCGACAGUGUGAAGAAAAGUGGACUCGAGAAAACGAGGCAAAGUUGACGGAUAUUUACAAUCAACUAGGCUGGACGCACAUUUCUACGCUUAUUGCUAGUACUCAUCCUCUACGGUUUCCUACCAGUUAUGCGCCUUUCUGAGUACAUAAAUACAAUUAUCAGAGAAGGCAUCUUUACCCACUUCAUUUAUUAUGCUGCCGUAAAGUUAAUAUUUGAAAGCUUGUGCACAUCUGUUAUAUUUCAUCCACUGUUCUUACGAUUCCAUAGACAUUUGCCACCAGUGUUUCCUUGAACACUUCCUCGACUCGACCAAAACAUGCCCACGCACCCAGGUCUUAAUCAAAGCACUAAUUAUAAUUAAGUGAUUUGUAUGCAUGCACCAGUGACCACCCAUUGCUUGACACCUCUGAAAAGAGCGCCACAGAUGGACACGAAGGCUUCAUUGGAUGCAUAAACUAGAACUUGUGUAUGUCUUCCCACUGUGGUUCAUAAUUUGUUCAAUGAGUAAAUAUGUAUUACCUGGUCAAAUCAAUAAUAUCUCUCUCAGGAAUGAUGAGUGGCUCCCCAGGCAUUUAUGUUAGAAGGGAAAUUUUAGUUUGUUUCUGCUUGGUUUCUCCCUUUUAUAAGUUGAAUACAUUUGGUAGAGUAGCAUGUUAAAUAUAGAUUAAAGUAUUCAUGGUAAAUGAUAGUGAAAACUAUUUGAAAGGUUUAGCUCACACUUAGCAUAGGAUUUUUGUUUUAAUUCAUUAAAUUUUUUAUUAGUACUUUUAAGUAUAAAGGGGAAAGUAUGGAAUCAUAUCCAUGAGAGUGAAAGUUUGUUGAUUUAAGGAUUGGCAGAUCAUUAAUCAAUCAUUAAUUUUAAUCAUUAAUUGUGUUGUAUUGUAUGCUGAAUGGUUUGUAUGUAGUUGAAGAUUUUGGCUUAUAUAUUUCAUUUUUAUUUUUUGCCCACUUAUUCAUGAGUAAUACUGUAGCUUAAUCCAUAAGGCAUUAACUUCUGUAAGCCAAAAAAAAAAGAACAGAAAAAUUCAAUACGUACUUGAAUUCAGAACAAUUUGAAUGACGUGAAUAAUAAGAUAGAUUAUUUGUUUUAUUACAGUUGUUUGUUUAUUGUUUGUUCUUGUUUAGGUGAGGGAGGGGGUUAAUGUUCUUGUUUAGGUGAGGGCGGGAGGGAGAGAGGUUCAUGCUUUUGCUUAGAUGAGGGAGGAUGGUUAAUGUUUAGGUGAGGGAAAGUGGCUAAUGUUGAUGAUACAGGAGAGGGAGGUGGAUUAAUGUUGUUGUUUAGGUUAGGGCGUGGGGGUAAUACUCAUGGUUAGGUUAGGGAGGGGGCGGGGGUGGGUUACUUACUUAUCCAUGGUGAAAAGUGGUCACACACUGGUGUAAAGCAAUAUCCCGUGUAGUAAUGUGAAGGACACUAGGCUUUGGAGUUUAUAAGUUGAGGCGCAUCAAUGCAAGCAACUGGUUGCAUGUUGUACACUUGAUGUUGCUGCAGUUGCUCUGAAGGUGAUACAUUUGUAAUACUAUGUAUUGCACAUCUAGUUUCUACAUGCUCAUUCUUAUUUAGAAUGAUGCUUUAGCUGGCAGGGAAGCAACUUGUGACUUUAAUUGAACACAAUCUUCUCAACUUAUUUAUUGUUGGAAUAUCUUUUGUAUUGUUAUAGGCCAAGGAAGGCCAAAUUAUGUCAUGUUUUUGCAGUUCACAUAAAAAUGUUUUAUUUUGAUAAGCAGUAACGACUUGUUAUAUUUGCAUAAUAACUCAUUUUAUAAGGAUGAAAUUUACACAUUUACUUAUUUUGGUGUGUGUGUGUGUGUAUUAGUUUAUACAGGGAAUGGGAUAUUUUUACAGAUCAACAGCUGAAGGGUACUGUGACAACACUUACCCGAAAUUCUGCUAUUUAUUUAUUGUUUCUAGAGGACUGUGAACCUUGUACAGUGUGCAUAAAUAUUAGUGGGAGCCAACAAGGUCCUUGUGAUGAACACGCAUAGGGGUUCCACCAAGGUCUGUGUGGAGACAGAAAUUGUAGCCACCAAGGUGUAUCUCGACACACAGACGGGAGCUUUCAUGAUGUUUCUUGACACAGAUUGGGGCUUCCAUGAUGUAUCUCAACACACAGAUGGAUGCCACCAUGGUGUAUCUCGAAAUGAAUGGGUGCUACGGUGGUGUAUCUUGAUGCGCGGACGAGUGCUACCACGGUGUAUCUUGACACAUGGGUGGGUGCUACCAUGGUAUAUGUUGAUACAUAGAUGGCCGCUGCCAUGGUGUGCCUCGAGACACAGGUGGGUGCUACCAUGAUGUGCCUCAGAACAUGCAUGGGGGCUACUGUGGUAUGCCUCGAAACAUGGAUGGGUGCUUCUAUGAUGUAUCUCUACACACGGAUUGGUUCCAACAAGUUGUUUGAAUAUCUAUAAAUUUACAGCAUGAAAAAAAAAAGAUCCAUUUUUAUAAUGAGAAUAAUGUGGACAAAUAAAUUUAAGGAUGAUGCCCUAUUAAUGUGCAUUGUACACACGUGUAUUUUUUUUUUUUUUUUUUUUUUUUUUUUUUUUUUUUUUUUUUUUUUUUUUUUUUUUUUUUUUUUUUUUUUUUACGAUAUGACUGCUCUUAGGAAAUUAUGUUGUCUGUUUCGUCUUUUUGUUAUGAUAUAUAUACGUCCUUGAUAAAAUAUCGGAUAUUUUCAUGGUUCAGGAUACCUUUACGUUUGUUGAUGCCAGUCCAAUAGUUUAAUGGUAAUACAGUAUACACUUACUAAUUCUUAGGUAAUUGAAGAAUUUUGCAUCUACAAAAUAAAUUGUAAGGCAAGUUUUAAAGGUUCUUAUUAGUUCUAAAUCUUUUGUAUAAACAUAAGCUUUCUUGACUAUUUUAUUUUUACUUCCACCUUAAUUAACAAACUGUGGAUGACCUGUAUAAUGUUUUGAUGUGCAGAGAUUGGGCUAUUUUUAAUAACAAACCGAACUUGUUGAUGAUUUUGUACGUAAGGCAUACUGGAACAAUAAAUCUAAGCUCUUAAAGUUUCUGGCCAUUACUAACUUCUCUUACAAAAAGAAAAUCUUGUUCAAUGUGUAUUAACAGUAAAUUAUAUUAUUUCUUUAACACAUUCAAACUUUAUUUUUGUUGUAGUUGUGCAGGAUAUUUUGUGUAAGAAAAGACUCUGUUUUAGGUAUAAUUACUAUUUUUCACGUUGGCCUUGCACAGAGAAUUAGCGCCAGACUAGUCUCACAGGUUUUCUUGAUGACGUUUUUUUGUUAUGUUGAAUAUUGGAACGAAUGUUAUUUAGAAAGAACAAAUUAAGAUGUGCUUUAAUUGCCAAGAAUCUUCUAAUUUCCAUAAAUUGUUACUAUAGUAUUGAUUUAAGCAAUAUAUUGUAAUUUGAGAAAAUAAACUGCAAUAUGUGA